AGUUCGUGCCAGAACAUAUCUUCCUCGGCUUUAUGCGCAGAAUAUCCGCAUCGGAGCAUGUUAUAAAAUCCUGUUCGAUAUUUAUAAAAAUUUUCAAAAUUGACAUGCGUGUGAGUGUUAAUGUGUGGUAGUAUAUUGCGGCAUUUUCCUAUUGUACUUAAGAAUGCACUCCGAUAUAAUUGCUUGCCAACGCAGAAGUUUAACGACUUGAUUAAAUGUUUUCGCUUGAUUACAAAGUAAGCAAUUCGCACAAGAAAAAGGGAGAACAACUGAUUUUAGGUUUGCAGUUUAUUGAUGAUACGAACACGGGCUACAAUUGAAAAUCUCUAGAAAUUUACACUCUCAUGAUAUACUUGUAGAAUAGCGAUUGAUAGAAUGGCAAGUAAUAUGACAGAUCGGGGCUGGGCAUGGAUGAUUGUUGUUGGAGUGACUGUUAUCAAUCUAGCCGUACUUCCGGUCCAGCAAUGUUUCGGCCUUAUCUUCGCAGAACGUUUCGCAAGUCUCGGCAUCACUGCGACGCAAACGAGUCUGAUUCUUCAUCUUAAUGGAACAAUAACAUGCAGUCUCGGUCUCAUAAGUGGUCCAAUGAUGAAGAGAUUCGCUUUCCGUCAGGUCGCAUACUUCGGCAGCUUGACAGUCGUCCUCGGAAUUUGCGCCGCUGCCUUCGCAGUUUCACUCCCAACUCUUAUUAUCACUUACUGCAUUGUCAUUGGUAUCGGCCAAGGAAUUCUUUUUCCAGCGACAACAUUAGCUCUGAACACAUAUUUUCGCAAGAAACGUAAUGUAGCUAUGGGUUUUUCAGUUACAUUAACUGGUCUGGGUCCAAUUUUAAUGCCCCUUUUGAUAGAUGUACUUCUCGAGAAUUUUGCUACGAUCGGCACUCUCCUGACCCUUGCUGGAAUCGCUGCACAUUCCUUCAUUGGUGCAUCAUUAUUGAGACCAUUUGAAAAGAAGAAAGAGCAGAGUGCUCUGAUAGACAAAACUACUGAUAUAUCGAAAGAGGAAAAUUCAAGUGUCGAUGAAGCAAAUGUAGAAAAUAACGCUGUUCAAUUAUUAUUAAAUGAACGGAAUGUUGAAGAGGAAAGACAACCAAACUGUCGUCCAGAGAAUAGCGAAAGAGAAGUAAAAAAAGAUAAACAAACUUCGUUCCUUAAAAGAAUUGUUACAAACAUGGAUCUCGAUCUUCUUCGUGAUAAUCGCUAUAUAGCGAUAGUACUAGGUAUGAGUGUCUCUUUGGUGGCCGAGACGAAUUUCAACGCAACGAUACCUUUCAUCCUAGCCGAAUUGGCGAACCUCGAUAGAACGUCGAUAGCUACGAUAAUGUCGAUUCAAGCUGCCGCGGAUAUUACAGGACGCCUCUGUGUACCAUUGUUGGCACAAAAAGCCGGCUGGACCUGCAGGAAUCUUUAUGUGCUAUCUCUGCUAGGAUCGACCUUUGGAAGGACUAUUUUAUCAACGUGGGGUGAUACUUACGUCAUUGUAAUCGGAGUAGCCCUGAUAAUUGGAUUGGCGAAGGGAACCAAAGCUGUCUUCCAAGCUCUAAUCAUUCCUAAUUACGUACCAUUGGAGAGGUUGCCGGCUGCAUCCGGUAUUCAGAUGGUUUGUAAUGGCAUCCUGUCUAUCAGCCUGGGACCAAUUAUUGGUCUAGUGCACGAUUCAACAAAUAGUUACGUAGGUGCGCUUUAUUUCACAUCCUUUCUCAGCCUGUCCUGUGUCUUUCUGUGGUUGAUAGGUGGACUGUGGAUUUUUAAUAGAAAUAAGUUGAAUGAACAAAAUCCAUCAGAAGAACAAUAAAAUUUUCAUAAAAAUACGUAAUUGAUUAAAUU
Cyphomyrmex costatus is the source of this 1826-nucleotide messenger RNA. RefSeq names its product monocarboxylate transporter 9-like. The coding region runs from base 376 to 1794 and encodes 472 amino acids. Gene Ontology annotation, biological process: transmembrane transport; monocarboxylic acid transport. NCBI's taxonomy places the organism in Eukaryota, Metazoa, Arthropoda, Insecta, Hymenoptera, Formicidae. The record is from RefSeq and is a predicted model, not a curated record. The transcript is spliced from 8 exons. Gene Ontology annotation, molecular function: monocarboxylic acid transmembrane transporter activity.